Messenger RNA from Arachis stenosperma, 1776 nucleotides. Its product is annotated as protein FAR1-RELATED SEQUENCE 5-like. The transcript is spliced from 4 exons. Gene Ontology annotation, molecular function: zinc ion binding. The record is from RefSeq and is a predicted model, not a curated record. Gene Ontology annotation, biological process: regulation of DNA-templated transcription. Lineage: Eukaryota; Viridiplantae; Streptophyta; Magnoliopsida; Fabales; Fabaceae. The coding region runs from base 1 to 1776 and encodes 591 amino acids.
AUGGAAAAAAGGAAGAAGGAGCCUAGAUUGGAAACAAGAACUGGAUGUAAAGCCCGAAUGGAUGUUAAGUUUGUACCAGAAAGUGGAAGGUGGCAUAUCUUUUAUUUCUCUGACCAACACAACCAUGAUCUAUUGGAUACACAAUUCAGUGCUAUGUUGCCUGCCCACAGAAAAAUGUCAGAGGCAGAUAUUAUGCAAAUGAUGAACAUGCUAAAGUCAGGGAUCAGCACCUCACAAAUAUUUGGUCUUCUAGCUAGUCAGGCAGGCGGGUACGAAUUUGUUGGCUAUGGUCCCAGAGAUAUGUACAAUGAGAUUGCUCGGCAAAGGCGUCAAAUUCCUGGAGAUGCAGCACGAGCAUGUCACGAUUCAAGAGGUUUGUUACGUAAUUUGUUCUGGUCUGAUGGGAUUAGCCAACUAGACUACCGACUCUUCGGGGAUGUUAUAGCUUUUGAUGCUACGUACAAGAAGAACAAGUAUAGUUGUCCAUUAGUAAUAUUCAGCGGGGUUAACCACCACAACCAAACAAUUGUUUUUGCUGCUGCGUUAAUUGCGGACGAAACUACUGAUACAUAUGUUUGGCUCCUGCGUCAGCUCAUGUUUGCAAUGAGGGGCAAGACCCAUGUAUUUCCCGAAGUCAGACAUAGAUUAUGCGCUUGGCACCUUAUUCGAAAUGCAACUAGCAAUGUUGGAAAUCCAUCGUUACAUCUAAAGUUUAAGCGUAAGUGGGAUCAGCUUAUUGAAGAAUUUGGCAUUGAGGAUAAGCCCUGGGUGAUCAACAUGUACGAAGAGAAGCAUAUGUGGGCUACUGCAUAUCUAAGAGGAAAAUUCUUUGCUGGCUUUAGAACUACAUCAAGAUGUGAAGGUUUACACUCAGUUGUGGGAAGGUAUGUGGGGUCGCGGUAUGAUUUGACAAGUUUUGUAGAGCAUUUUCAAAGGUGUGUAGCACACAUGCGCUUUAACGAAUUUAAUGCUGAUUAUGAAUCUACACGUGGGGUGCCCGUCAUGCAAACUUGUAUAGAGCUGCUAGAGAGAUAUGCUGCUGAGUUAUACACUCAUGAGAUAUUUCUUUUCUUUCGGCCAUUUCUCUCCAGAGCUGGAUCAAUGCGGGUUCUGAACAUAGAUAAUAACGAUGAUUGCAUAAAAUACAUUGUGUGUAAGCAUGGGAGGCCCGAUUUUACGUGGACCGUUGAUUUUCGUCAAGAAGAAAUGAUCUUCAUGUGUACCUGUUUACGAAUGGAGUCAUUUGGUAUUCCCUGCGAACAUAUUGUGAAAGUUCUGGUUGACAGAGACAUCCGUGAGAUUCCCCGGUCAUUGGUAUUGGAUAGAUGGACAAAAAAGGUUAAAUCAGCACUCAAUGAUCCAAGUGGGUUCACCAGGGAUGCUGUUGUUAUUAGUCGUCAAAGUGCUUUGGUGGAAUUUUCUAAACAACUGGCUGCUGUUGCUGCUAAAGUACCAGAGAGAUAUGAAGAGACACGUGAUUUAAUUAUGGGAUUGUACUCAUCUUACAAGGCUGCAGACGAAGGAGAUAAUCAACCUCACUCAGGUGUAGCUAGAAGUAGCAAUCCGUAUGUGCAUCCAACCACUGGAGGCUCAGGACAGCCAUCUAAGAAGAAGAAGCGGCAACGUUGUAGUGUUUGUCAAAUAGAAGGACAUAAGAAGACAACAUGUCCUUGGCAAAAGGACAUUGACAACAACGUUAUAGAAAAUGAAGCAAUCGGUUCGGACGAUGGAGACAUGUGUACCGAAGCGACGGCUGAGUUAGAUAGUGAUAGUUAG